Penicillium arizonense is the source of this 1128-nucleotide messenger RNA. RefSeq lists its product as uncharacterized. The record is from RefSeq and is a predicted model, not a curated record. The transcript has a single exon. Lineage: Eukaryota; Fungi; Ascomycota; Eurotiomycetes; Eurotiales; Aspergillaceae. The coding region runs from base 1 to 1128 and encodes 375 amino acids.
AUGGUCGAACUCAUCAACCCCCCAGAAACACGCUCAUUACUCCCUCCGCUGCUCGCGUGCCUCCCGCUAGCCUUUGUGUCCCCGCGUGCGCCUCCAGCUCUCCUCCCACUCCUCUCUCCUAUUCUGCGCCAACGAGUUAACGUCCUGAGCUCCCUGUCUACAUCUUCCACAGACUCAUGGCUGCAAUUACUCUGCUGGGACUCAGGCAAGGCAGAGCGCCUGCAGAGGACUAUAGACGGUGCCACCUUUGAACCGCACCCCGUAUCGGGCGAGAUCGAGUUGCCCGAUGAGCUCCCGGUCACAUACAAGCGCAUCGAUGAUGAGACUCUCCAGGCGCAGGUCCCUCUGCCCGAGUACAGCAUUACUGUGCUCUAUCUGUGGUGCCCAACGGACGAAGUGGGAGGCGGCCGCGGCUGGCGGGUUGCGGAGCUUCUGCCGCGUGAAGGACCUGCCGAUGAGGAGAACACCUGGGCUUCUUCUAUUGGAGAGGCUGAUUUUCUGGCCAAGGACAACCUCAUGACUGAUGUGCUUGGUGCUGCUGAGCAGGAGAAACCCAAGGAGAAUGGCCAGGAAGAGGAAGAUGACGACGAUUAUUGGGCUCAGUACGAUGCUACGCCGGGCCGGACGCCUGGAGUCAAGACCCCGGCGCCAGCUGCCGGCUCAGGAACGCAUGGCCCAUCGGGUCUGUCUGAGCAAACGUACUUCUCCCAGUACGGGGACGUGCAGCCGGCCAUGGAUAACCACGAUCCAACGGAAGAGCAGCCCGAUGUGGGGCCGUCUUCCCUGAACGGGGAUAUGCUGGCCAGCCUGCUUCGUCGCCAGAUUGAUGGGGUUGAUACGAAUGAGCCGCGUACAAACGGGUACGUUGCUGCUGAUAUUCCCACUGAUAAGGCUGCUCAAGCCUUGAACCACCCACGGCCGGCAUCUAUCUCCUCUGGUAGCUCUGUUGCCAGGUUGGAGCAAGAAGCCGAGAACCGGUCUACGUGUGAGGUUGGAGUGAAGCAGCAUAUCGGUACCAGUAUCAAGAGCUUGUUCCGCUUGGCCAAGGCUACAGGAAUGCCCCGAGCGGAGUUCCAGGCACUGGUGUCGACCGAGUUGGAGUUGUUGGACAUGUCUGAUGAUGAUUAA